Brassica oleracea var. oleracea is the source of this 1635-nucleotide messenger RNA. Its product is annotated as transcription factor SPT8-like. The record is from RefSeq and is a predicted model, not a curated record. Gene Ontology annotation, biological process: cytokinin biosynthetic process. NCBI's taxonomy places the organism in Eukaryota, Viridiplantae, Streptophyta, Magnoliopsida, Brassicales, Brassicaceae. The transcript is spliced from 2 exons. The coding region runs from base 830 to 1261 and encodes 143 amino acids.
GAGGAACCAAAAGGCUGCAACACUUUUUAUGACCAAGACAGGACUGAGAAAAAAGAAGAGUAUUAAAGGAAUGAGGAAGAGGAACAGCUCCUAACCUAAUUAAGAAAAUAGGUUUUCAUAUUCCUUCUUGUUUGUUGAGUGGGUCUCAUCUUAUUUCAACCUAAAAAAAGCUGAAUCUUUUUAUUGUUGUGGGAUUGAUUGCAACUUAGUGAAUGAGAGAGAGUGAAGUAAAAACUAGUAAAUGUUAUGUCUAUCCUAUCAUGUAGUUAUUAUCAAUAAAAAAGGGUAAGUGUUAACCAAUGAGCAUUGCUUAUACACCUCACUUAAUGGGAGAGAGUUCAAAACAGAUAACUCUGGGUUGGUGGGUAUUGAUGUAUUCUGUCUCUUCUACGGUUUGUGUUGUUUGAACCGUGUUUUGGGAACUACUAUAACAUUCGAUUCCCUAUAGAUAUAUCUCUAUAAAAGAAAGUGGUAAAGAGAAUUAAAUUUCUUAUAGAGAAACUGUACUAUUCUUCAUUUCAAGAAUUCGCUUACUAACAUUUUCUCCUUCAUAUCUACUAUAUCUGAAAAUAGCUUGUCUUGUAGUUCUUCAAUUGAGGGAAAACAAUGGUCUUAGAAUUGCCAUGUGGUGAUACACACUCCUAGUAUUCAAUUAUAAGAGUGAUUCAAUAGGCUCCAGCUUUUCCUGAUUCUAAAACACAAGAAAAAAAUAUCAGAAACAAAAGACACUGAGGCUAUAUCAGAGGGUAAAGAGAUUGGGAACAAGCUGUAAGGUACGUAACGUUUUUCAAAAAAGAAGAAGCUAAGCUAAACUAUUUUUGUGUUGGCAAUGGAGUCUCCAAGAAGAGGAGGUUCUGAGGAGAAGAGUAGUUGUGAAUCAGGAUGGACUAUGUACAUAGAAGACACCUUCCAUGGAAACCAUCACUCUGAGGUUGUCUAUGAAGAAUAUGAUGAUGAUGAUGAUUUCAAUGGAAAAGAGGUCGAUGAUGAUGGGGAUGGUGAUGAUGAUAGUAGUGAAAAUGGGAGCGAUGAUUCGAUGACUUCUGAUGCAUCUUCAUGGCCUAGCACUCAGCAUCCAAGGAACCCCAAGAAUCAUGCAGCUGCAAAGAAGAGCAAUGCCAAACAAGUCAGUCACCAGACAAAGAACAGGGCUUGUGAAAAGUUCAGCGACGAAGAAGAGGAAUCUGAGUUCAAGGCUAGAACAAGAACCACUACAACUAGUCGUGUUCAAAGUAGAGGCAAGGCGAGCAAAACCAAAUAAGACUCCUCAAUACAUGGUUUUAGUUUCUAUUGCUAUAUCCAAUGCAAAGGGAAAAAAAUAUCAGAAUCAAGACGUUGUAGUUGUUUACUUUCAUUUGAUAUUUAUGUGUAAUUGCAUCGCUUUCUUUAACAGGAUUAUGUUUUUGCUUAAAGCAAAUCCCGUUCCUGUAACUUUAUCUGCCUUGGAGCUAUGCUAAUAAUAUCUACCUUUUCUGCACAUACUCCGUUCUAACACAAAAAGGGAACAUUUCAAUAAUCCAUAGCCAUUGAAAAAAGCAAAACAUGUACACGAACUACAUAUUCAUUCAAACAAGUUCAGAUCCAAAUGAUUUGAGUUUUGAAUAAAACAAAGAGGUCGAUGACAAAACAAGAGUU